CAACGCGCUGCGGAGCAGGAGAAACACCACAAACGAAGAAGGUUCAGGAAGUGUAAGGUCGAUUGUCAGCGUGAACGGAGAGGGAUUAUUAAUCAGAUGGAAGGUCAGUUAGGUGACAUCACGGUGACCUCAACAAACAGGAAGUGCUCUGCUGUCACGGGAACCGCCCGAAAGAUCAAAGAUAAUGCAGCCGACUGGCAUAACCUGAUGCUGAGGUGGGAAAGACUCAACGAGGACGGAUUCAACGUUGCAGCAAACAUCGUUAAUGUGAGACUUUCUCAGAGCAAUCAGCAGCAGCUGGUAGACGAGUCUUCACCUUCCUCUCCUUUCUCACCUCCGUCAACUUUGUCAGCUCCGUCAGCUCCUACAGAUCGAGCUGCAGAGCUGCAGGACGAAUGCUGCAAACUUCAGGACAUCAUUGACAAAAUGGUCAUUGUGGUGAUGAAGAUGGAGCAUCUGAUGACAUCACAGCGAGGUAUUCAGGAUCUGGAGGAAUUUCAGUUUGGACCCAAUGGCAGAAAGUUUCCUCUAUUUCACACCUGGAACACCAAACAGUUUGAGUCGUCAUCUGGUGUCCUGUGGGAAGCCUUCAGUCAGGAGCUGAAGUUGAAGCAGACAAUCCUGCAGGAACUCGCCCACACUGCAAACUCUGACCUCUGCAUGGUCUACCUGUCCUGCUGGCUGCACCAGCCCUUCAACCCCCCCCAGACCAGACUGACCCUGGAGGCUCUGUUGCUGGAGACUGGACACCGCCCACUGUGAUGUCAUCUGUCCCACUGAGUCAUGUGAUCAGUGUUUGGGUCAUCUCUGAGAGUCCAGGUGUUAGCCUAACUUAGCACAAAGCGUUGGCAGAGGGGGAAAUUCCCAGCCAAGCUGUCUGAUUAACAUUUCUGGUUUAUUAAACAUGUGUAGAAACAGAAGCAGGUAAGCUCAGGUGAGUUCACCUGCGGCCUGGACUUUUACUCUUUGAUGUCCACCAAACAUUUGAGCUGAGCUUCUCCCUUCUCUCUGUUAUCUUUACUAUCCAGGUCUGUUUCGGUCAGAGCAGCUCGAGUCUCUGAAGUCUGAAAUUAACUGUGAAUGUGGAUAAAUGGCUUUUUAUUAAAGAGCUGCUACUCACUUCAACAUGUUUUUGGAGAAGUAAAAUAAAUUAUAUGAAUGUACUGUCAUGAAACACAUCA
Messenger RNA from Xiphias gladius (swordfish), 1181 nucleotides. RefSeq names its product cyclin-dependent kinase 2 interacting protein. The record is from RefSeq and is a predicted model, not a curated record. Bases 97 to 762 code for a protein of 221 amino acids. NCBI's taxonomy places the organism in Eukaryota, Metazoa, Chordata, Actinopteri, Istiophoriformes, Xiphiidae. The transcript is spliced from 5 exons.